This is a messenger RNA of Helianthus annuus (common sunflower), 927 nucleotides long. Its product is annotated as NDR1/HIN1-like protein 1. The transcript is spliced from 2 exons. The record is from RefSeq and is a predicted model, not a curated record. NCBI's taxonomy places the organism in Eukaryota, Viridiplantae, Streptophyta, Magnoliopsida, Asterales, Asteraceae. The coding region runs from base 91 to 729 and encodes 212 amino acids. Gene Ontology annotation, biological process: defense response to other organism.
GACCCUUCUACAUUUCUCUAGCGAACCACACUUCGCUGUCCACACAACCUUUACACCUAGUAGCAAUAAUCUCAUCCCACCACCACCACCAUGUCCGUCAAAGAGUGCACCCACCACAAAAACAAAUCCCAAAAACUCCUUCGUAAACUCUGCUCCUUCUUCCUCAUCUUGGCCUUCAUCGUCCUCUUAACCUUCUUAAUCACUUGGGCCAUUCUCCAGCCCAGAAAGCCCAGAUUCACCCUCCAAGACGCCACCAUCUUCUCCUUCAACGUCUCCGCCCCGAUCUUGUUAUCCUCCAACUUUCAAGUUACUGUCGCCUCCCACAACCCCAACUCUCGAAUCGGUGUUUACUAUGAUAAACUUAACAUUUACGCUUCCUAUAAAAACCAGCAAAUCACUUACUUCACCGGCAUCCAGCCGGUUUAUCAAGGCCACCAUGACACCAACGUCUGGUCACCUUUUGUUUAUGGUACGAAUGUUCCUGUGGCACCGUACAAUGGACAAUCGUUGAGUGAGGAUCAAGAGAACGGUUCGAUUAAUCUGUUGAUUAUGUUGAACGGACGGGUGAGAUGGAGAGUUGGGAGGUUUAUUUCCGGGAGGUAUCAUAUUCAUGUAAGGUGUCCGGCGUAUAUUCCGUUCGGGAAUAAACCGAAUUCGGCGAUUCCCGGGAUUGUUGUCGGUACCGGAAUUAAGUAUCAGUUGUCUACAAGAUGCAGUGUAAACGUGUGAAGAAGAUGGUAAACGGCGUCGUUACGGUUCUCACUUUUCACACUUGUUUUUACUUGAUAUUAUUGGAAGCAUACGUGGAGGAGGAAUUUGUAAAUUUUUAAUUUUGGUGGGUUGUAAUAAGAUAAGGAAAAGAUGGGCAUCAAGUAUAAAUGUAACUAUUUUUCCUGAUAAACAAUAAAUCUUUUUAGUUUCAGUUUU